Molecule: messenger RNA, 3299 nt
Organism: Rhizophagus irregularis DAOM 181602=DAOM 197198
Lineage: Eukaryota; Fungi; Glomeromycota; Glomeromycetes; Glomerales; Glomeraceae
Biological process (GO): siRNA processing
Cellular component (GO): nuclear RNA-directed RNA polymerase complex
Molecular function (GO): RNA-directed RNA polymerase activity
Source: RefSeq, a predicted model, not a curated record
GAAAUCGCAAGAGUUGACCCUAAUUUGCUUGAUGAUAUAGUUAACCAACUCAUAAAAAACAAUAGGCUUGAUGAAAUAACUUCAAAGAACAUUAUACAAUUACGCGAAAUUUUUAUGGAAGAGCUGGUCAAGGCUUAUGCCAACUUAUCAUUUAGUGACGAGGAUGAAGAAUGGGAAUGUUCGCUUAGUCAAAUAAGUAAAAAUCUUCCAUCUUCACCUUUAGCAUCGAUAUCAAAAUCUCCAAUUGAAAAUCCUUGGAUUACAAAAAAUCACUUAUCUACUAAAAUGCCAGGAGAAUAUGAAAAUUAUGUCGAAGGAAAAACUUUUUUGGAUAAAUUUGAGAUUAUUCGAAUUUUAAAACCAUUCGGACCGAUUGAACCAACAAAUAAUCUUUGGAACAAUAUUAGAAUUAACUGUGGUGUAAAGACUCAUGAAGUUUUGCGUGAAGCUUGCAGAGAUUACUUUUCAACUCUCUCAAAUGUGAACGCUUUUGUUGAGAUGACAAGGCUAAUAAACCGUAAUCUCGUCAAUGUAUGGUCUUUAAGUUCAAAGGAAUUUCCAAAAAUUGGUUCCGGAGUCCACGUUCUAUAUUCGGGAAAUGUUAUGCUUAAAGAAAAUAAGUUGAUCUUAACAUUAAAUCCUCCCAAGUUAGGUACUUCCAAAAGAUAUUAUAGAAUGUUAUCAUCCGAAAGAUUUUUACAUUUAAAGGUUAAGGAUAUCAAUCACUUGGAUGAUAAUCAAAAGCUAAGAUUGAAAAAAUUUCUGUUAUUUCCUCUAUCGUUGGCGGGAAGAAUAUAUGAAUUUUUAUACGCUAAAUCUGAUAAGCUAUAUUUUUUUGCAACAAGUGGGUUAGACAUUCCUGAUCAUAUUUCAAUUUGGCAAGCGAUUAAUUAUAAUUUACCAAUAGAGAUCAACAAAAAUAUGACAGCUACGAAGUUUUUCUCUCGUAUAUCAUUAGGAUUUUCUAAUUCCACACCUUCGAUCAUCUUUGAACAAAAAGAAAUCCGAUAUGUUAAAGAUAUUACAAUCAAUGGUUGUUGUUACACUGAUGGAUGCGCUGCAAUAUCUCCAGCUGCUAUGAAAGAAGUAGGUGAAAUUUUGGGAUGUCAUGAAACUCCUUCCGCAAUCCAAGGCAGAAUUGGGGGUGCAAAAGGCGUUUGGUAUAUUGACCCACACAAAGACUUGAGUGGCAAUAAGUGGAUUGAAAUACGUGAAUCUCAAAUAAAGUAUAAGCAUAAUUUUGAUAGUAAUUUUGUUCACUUACGAACUUUAGAAGUUUUACACGUCGCAUGCUCACCAACAUCUCCUGGUGCCCUAAAUAGUCAGUUCAUUAUGGUUUUAGCUAAUGGUGGAGUAUCAGUUAGUGUUUUUUUUACAAAAAUGAAAAAUUAUAUUGAAAAAACCAAAUCUGAGGUUGUUGGAUGUGAUGAUCCACGCGCUUUAAUAGCUUGGAUGACAAAAAAUACUAAUGUCAUGAGAAAAAGAUUAGAGCGUUUGCACGAUCAUUUCAAGGAUGAAUCAGAUGAUGAAAAUAAUGAAAUAGAUUCAUCAAUGGAUUUAGGAUCUGAGAUAUAUGCCAUGUCGGGAUUUCCAAAUAGUCCAUCUGAAAAAUGUAUUCAGAUGUUACAGGCAGGAUUCACACCUUCAACAUGUCCUUAUCUGGCAAAAAAUUUAAAAAUUGUACUUUCUUCAACAUUAAAAUCGCUUUUUACUAAGUAUCGAAUAAAUAUUCCUUCGUCUCGCUUUUUAAUUUGUAUUGCCGACCCGACAAAAACUUUAAACCCGGGAGAAGUUUUUAUUCAAUUAAAUAGCGGAGCAGGACGUGAUGAAAGUACUGGAUUGCCAUUUGGAAUUAUUGAAGGUGAAGUGAUCUUGGCUAGGAAUCCAUGCAAUUUACCUUCCGAUAUCGUUAAAGUCAAAGCGGUCAAAAAUGCGAAUUUGUGCGAUUAUCAUAAUGUUGUUGUAUUUCCUGUAAAUGUUGAUUUGAAAGACAAUGUUCCAUUAGCAACUCAUUUAAGUGGAGGUGAUUAUGAUGGUGAUAAGAUUUUUUGCUGUUGGGAUUCGGAAAUUGUCAAAGGUUACAAAAACUCCCCACUUUUACCACUCGAUUCAAGAGUCAAAAAUGCGUUUGAAGAAAAUAAAGAAAGUAUAGAUUACUUGUUAUCUUCUUCGGAUUCCAGCCAAAUUGGAUCUAAGUUACAAGAAAUUAUUUUGGAUAAUUAUUUUAAAGACCUAGAAACACCACGCGGUCUUUAUGAUUAUUGGCAUAAACUUCAAUCCUCCGAAUUCGAGAUUCCCAAUAAAGAGUCAGUUUAUCUUGCUCAAAUGUGUGCACAACUUAUCGAUGCUACUAAGCAAGGACUUACUAUCAGACCAAGCGUUCAACAAAGAGAUAGUGAGAUAUUCGGAAAACUUUCAGUUCCUUAUUGGAUGGGAAAAGAUCACAAUAGUUUUAAGGAUCGAUGUAACAUCAAAAAGCAAGAAGGCACCAAUAGAGGUAACUUUGGAGUUAAAAGUAUGAUGGAUAUAUUAUGUUUCUCGAUUGAAAAAGAGAUGAAUCAAGUGAAUAGCAAAGAUUUUUCAGUAACGGAAAUGAAAAGAGGACCAGAUCCACAUAUUUAUAAAUUCUGGUAUAAUGAACUGACUCGUGCUCAACAAAUGGAAGAAAGUUUAUAUGUGGAAGAUUUGAACCUUAUUUCAACGCAUGCUUUACAAAUAGCCCAAAAUUACAAUAAAAAAUAUGCUCAAACAUUCUGUGAUCGGGAUAGAAAAGAAACUGAACAACGACCAAGUCAAUAUAAGUUAAAUGAAGAACUUAAAGGCAUUGAUUACGAAUGCUUAACAAAAUUUUUAAACACGCCGCCAAUUGAAAAAUAUAAAAGUAGUAUUUUAAGAUCGUUGAAAGACCGAAAAUCAACUAUUCGUGAAGAUCCACUUUCAAUUUUCGAGUUACAAUUGAAAGCUGCUUCGCUCUAUCUCUCUUCGUUUAGUAAAAAACCGGAUGGACAAGUUUGUUGGGUAAUUGCAUUUCGUAUUUUAUGCAAUAUUAAAUCACAAAUGUUAGAGAGUGAACGAAAUUUUUCUGUUGGGGGUCCAAGAUCGAUAAUUGAUGAUGUUUGGCAAGCAUUAAUGAUAGAUAAAACAUUCUUAAAAUAUAGAUAGUCUAAAUAAAUAUUGAAUACGUUGACUGAUGGCUAGUCCUUGUAUAACUUGAAUUUAUUUGUCCAAUCAUGUUAUUUUUCCUCUACUUUUUUUUCUUGCGGAUAUUUUUAAUGUGUAUAAAAUUUUGUUGAUUGUUG